Drosophila novamexicana is the source of this 609-nucleotide messenger RNA. It is a transcript of the gene UQCR-6.4L, whose product is annotated as cytochrome b-c1 complex subunit 10. NCBI's taxonomy places the organism in Eukaryota, Metazoa, Arthropoda, Insecta, Diptera, Drosophilidae. The record is from RefSeq and is a predicted model, not a curated record. The coding region runs from base 81 to 278 and encodes 65 amino acids. The transcript has 2 exons. Gene Ontology annotation, cellular component: mitochondrial inner membrane. Gene Ontology annotation, biological process: mitochondrial electron transport, ubiquinol to cytochrome c.
UGACAAACUGUUUUACAGUCUAUUCAACUCGGAAUUUCUAACGACCUACGAAUUAUCAUUUAUUAUUCUAGACUCGAGCCAUGGAUCAUGUCAAGAAAUUCUUAUGCGCGAUCAAGCCGACCAAGGGCCAGCAGGAGAUGGCCAAGGCCUUCAUACCCUCAGCUGGCUAUUUUGGCAUGGCUGGAGCCUUGGCUCUGAUCUACUUCACAGACUGGCGUCUGAUCACGAACUAUAUCCCGCUCUAUAACACAAAGUACCCAAAGCCUGAGACUAAAUAGCUGAAUACCCUGGAAGAAAAGCUCAACUAAAAUGUUUAAAUGUAUUCUGAGACUCUACCGAAACUGUGCCAUAUUAUCCACACGAUUUUUAUAUGUUUUUGCCACAGUUUGUUGAAGGUCUUUCAACUAGCAUAAAAUGAAAAACACAUUUCAUAUUCCAUUUCUGUUGGGGAAUACGCAAAAGUAAAUAGAUCGAUGCCAAUCAAAAUAUGCAACAGCUGAGGAAAAACAAAAACAAAAAUACCAAAAAAACCAAAAAUAGAUAAUAGACAACUUUUAGUAGAAUAUCUUAGAGGUCGUCGAUGUAAUAGGCUAAUAAAAGCAGAUGUAU